Metarhizium robertsii ARSEF 23 is the source of this 1683-nucleotide messenger RNA. Its product is annotated as Major facilitator superfamily domain, general substrate transporter. The transcript has 3 exons. Gene Ontology annotation, molecular function: polyamine transmembrane transporter activity. The record is from RefSeq and is a predicted model, not a curated record. The coding region runs from base 1 to 1683 and encodes 560 amino acids. Gene Ontology annotation, biological process: transmembrane transport; intracellular polyamine homeostasis. NCBI's taxonomy places the organism in Eukaryota, Fungi, Ascomycota, Sordariomycetes, Hypocreales, Clavicipitaceae.
AUGCCCGCGGACCUCGAGCAAGCACGCCCGGAGCGUCGCCAGGACGAAAAAACACCGCGCCAGCCGUCCACUGCGUCUGCGGCAGCAACAGAGACAGAGACACCGGCGGCUCACGAUGUCGAGAAGCCUCUGCCCGCGUGCGCUGCCACCCCGGUGAGCAAAAGCGCCCCCGGCCAAGACGGACGCACCGGGCCCGAAGCCGAUGCCGAGGCCGGGGUCCUCUCCGUCGUCGGCGGCGGCGGAGGCCGGGCCGCGUCCCGCGCAUCGUCGACGACACGCCCUGGGACCGUGACCAUUGUGCCGCGCGCGCAGAGAAGAGGCCUGUUUGCCGGCCUGGCCAUCACGCCAGAGGUCGAGAGGCCCCGCCCUCCACGGACUCACCGUCGAGUUCAACACGUCGUCGACCGUCGCCAACCUCUCCGUGGCGCUGUACAUGCUCUCCAUGUCCAUCUUCCCGCUGUGGUGGUCGUCGUUUUCCGAGGAGUUUGGCCGGCGCAGCGUGUACCUCGUGUCGUUUAUGCUCUUCGUCGUCUUCGCGGUGCUGUGCGCCGUCAGCCAGAGCAUGGCCGCGCUCGUCGUCUUCCGCGUCCUGACGGGCGGCGCGUCGGCGAGCGUCCAGGCCGUCGGCGCCGGCACCAUCGCCGACAUAUGGGAGAGCUUCGAGCGCGGCCGCGCCAUGGGCAUCUUCUACCUCGGCCCGCUGCUGGGGCCCGUCAUCUCCCCCGUGCUCGGCGGCGCGCUGUCCCAGAGCCUCGGCUGGCGCGCGUGCAUGUACCUCCUCGCCGGCUACGGGCUCUGCGUGCUCGCCAUGCUGCUGCUGUUCCUGCCGGAGACGCUGCCGCGGCCCGCCAAGCCCGAUCCCUCGACCGGCCCCCUGCGGCGCGUGUCGACGAGGGAGUCGGCCCGGCUGCGCUCGAGGCGGCUCGCCCGCGGCCCCAAGCGGGUUCUGGUCGACCCGGCCUCAAGCGGUUUCUGGUCGACCCCCUGGCCGUGCUGCUGUUCCUGCGCUUCCCGCCGGUGCUCAUCACCGUCUGCCUCGCCGCCAUUGCCUUUGGCGCCCUCUUCGUCGCCAACGUCUCCAUCCAGCAGGAGUUCGGCAGGGCCCCGUACCGCUUCGGGCAGCUCGUCGUCGGGCUCUUGUACUUGCCCCCUGGCCUGGGGUACUUCCUGGCCUCCGUCUUUGGCGGCAGGUGGAUCGACAGCAUCAUGGCCCGCGAGGCGGCGAGGGCGAACCGCUACGACGAGCGCGGCAAGCUCAUCCUCCUGCCCGAGGACCGCAUGCGUGAGAACAUUUGGAUUGCGAAUACCCUCUACCCCUGCGGUCUGCUCCUCUUCGGAUGGACCCUCGACUACGGGGUUUUCUGGUUCGUGCCCUCCAUCGGCUCGUUCCUCUUUGGAAUCUCCUCCAUGCUGGUGUUUAGCACGGCUACGACGAUGCUCACGGAGUUUGUGCGCAAGAGAAGUUCCGCCGGGGUGGCUGUCAACAACUUCGUCCGCAACAUCCUCAGCUGCGUGGGGACCAUUGUGGCCGCGCCGUGGGUUGAUGCCAUUGGCGUGGGAUACGUCAUGACCGCAGUGGCCUUGUUUUGCAUCGUCGCUGGAUAUAUCGGCAUCUGGACGCUGCGCCGGAAUGCGCCCAGGUGGAGGAAGGAGAUGGACAAGGCGUUGAAUGGGUUGGGCUGA